AUGGGAAAUAACGAGUCACAACCGAAAUCUUUUAUAACUCAAAAAACACAAAAACUGGUUCAAACUGCUAAAUCUGGAGGUAAACCUGCCAGUAAAAGAAAAUCAAAAGGGUAUAUUGCUAUUGAAGAUGAAAGUGCAUCUAAUUUGGACAAAUUGGAUUUAGCUGCAAGAGUUGCUAAUCCAGCUGAUUUUGUGUUUCCGUUUGAAAACUUGGUCUUUUCGGGUGGCGGCCUGAAUUGUAUGGCGUAUUGUGGAUGUCUGGAGUAUUUACAAGUCGCAGGAUGUUUAGAUUCUAUCAAAAGAAUAUCAGGAACAAAUUAUGGAGCCUUAGUUGGAUUGUUGUGUUGUGUUGGUUUUAAUUGGCAAGAAAUAUCUACUAUUCUAAGUAAUGAUAUUGCCUCUCUUGUCAAAGGAGGUGCUUUUUGUAACCUGUUACCCGAUGUUAUUAGAGGGUAUGGAAUAUCGUCUAUUGGUGAAGAUAUAUAUAAUAGACUUGGCAAAUUGUUGAACGAUAAAAUUGGUGAUGCAGAUAUAACAUUUAAACAGCUGUAUAUAAAUUAUGGUAAAGAAUUAUGUGUUAUUGUGACCAAUUUAAACCAAAUGAAGAUAGAUUAUUUCCAUAUUAAAACAACUCCAGAUAUUCCUGUCAGAGCUGCAGUGCAAAUGGCUUUAACAAUACCAGGUAUAUAUACACCAAGAAUUGUAAAUAAAGAAAGACAAGAAUGUAUUUAUAUUGAUGGUGGACUUCUUAAUAACUAUCCAAUAAGAAGCUUUGAUGGCUCAUACCUUUGUUUAAAUCAAGAAAAUAAUUCAAGAUUGCCAACACUGAUUGGUCAAAAUGAAACUACAAAUGAUAAAGCAUGUGAUAGAACAUUGGGAGUUUUAUUGUAUACUGAUGCAGAAGAUAAUUGUAUGAAAACCAAACUAGAGUCAAGGCUUGGGGUGCUAAUUCCACCAAAACCAUGUACAGGAACUACGUUAUUCAAGCGAAACUAUGCAAUGAUACAGAAGAGUGGGGAUUUGGAAAAAGAUUUCUUUAAAACAAAGACUGUCGCAGAAAACUUUAUAAAGAUAUUAGAAAAAUUACCGAUGGAUAUUCUAGAUAAGAAAGAUUUGAAAGACACAUUCAGUACAAAUGUAUUUCCACAAGAGGAUGUCGACACACUUUUUGGCGAAAAAUCUGAUAUCAAAACGAUUUUUGAAAAUCUUGAUCAUGAAAGGAAAGGUCUGGUUUCAAGACAAGAGCUGAUAAGUAAAGUUCAUGAAAAGAUGGAAAAUAUAAGAGAUGAACACAACAUUACACUACAAAAACAUGUUCAUAACUUCUCCACAUUUAUGUUGGCAUUGGAAGCUACUGUCAGAAAUUCAGUCUCAAAACAACAGAUAAUGGAAAGCGAUGUUGAGAGAACUGUUGGUAUUAAUUCGGGCUAUAUUGAUGGAGAUGAUAAAGAUUUAACUGAAGCGGAUAAACAAUUCCUAAUAGAGAGAGGAUACAACUCCACUAGAGCCUUUCUACAAUAUUACGUCGCACAGCACAAACCACACAAAAAAUUAACAUCACAGAAAACGGUGGACGGGGAUUCCUGAAUUUCAGGACUAUGCUAUUUGUCUUUCCAUAACAAACAUCGUAUGAUGAUACAUUGGUCACCUCCUGUUAUAGAAUAUACUGUGAUGUCUAUUACAAUGUGUUAAAAGCGAUUAUUUCUUCAAUUAACAUCUGACUUUGCCACUAUCUUACAUCUAUAUCCAUAUAUAUACCCCAGUUGUUAAUAAUUUUCUUCUGGUGAUUAGCCUUCAUGCUAUAUAUUUUUAUUUUGAACAUUCUAUUCUACAUAAUAUACUUGUAAAAUACAAUAUUAUAAUAAAUUCAUAUAC
Messenger RNA from Lottia gigantea (owl limpet), 1875 nucleotides. RefSeq lists its product as hypothetical. Gene Ontology annotation, molecular function: calcium ion binding. Gene Ontology annotation, biological process: lipid metabolic process. Bases 1 to 1587 code for a protein of 528 amino acids. The record is from RefSeq and is a predicted model, not a curated record. The transcript is spliced from 13 exons. NCBI's taxonomy places the organism in Eukaryota, Metazoa, Mollusca, Gastropoda, Lottiidae.